AUGAACUUAAGAAAGUUUUCUUAAUAGUCCUAUUUCAAAUAAAAGGCAUCCAAUUCAAAUAAGAAUGACACAAUAAAAGAAGAAUCAGAAGAGAUUAAAACAAGUCAAAGUAAAAGCUUUAAUUUAACAUAAGACAAUCUGCACAAAAAAUGUGCAAUUCAAACAUCUGCAUCACCUUAUGCCAAGAAUUCGUCAUCAUCAUAAUUAUUUUAGAAAUUCAAAAGCUUUACAUCAAGUACCUCACCUUUAUAGAAAUAUCAAAUUAAGUAAAAGGAUUUAAUUAGCACUGUAUCUCACUUUACUAUAGAAAAUAAACAUCAUCAAUCACAAUCUGAGCAGAAAGAAGUAGUGGAAAGACUCUUCAAAUGGGAAAAACGGAAGCAAUGCGUAAUUAAAGAGAAACAAGAAAAGUACUAGAAUGAAGAAGAGAAGAAACUUUGGGAAAAACCAAUUUUAUCAAAAGAAACCCUUAAAAUUUAUGAGUCGGGGUUGAAACAUCACUUUGAACUUAACAACUUUAUCAAAUAAAAAGAUCAAUCCACUCAAAGUUCAAGCGAUUAUCCGCCUCUUUAGAAAUUAAAUAAAUUAAAAAAAAAAACCAAAAUUAAGUUUGAAUACGAUGAGGAAAUAGAAGACAAACCAGAUGAUGUUAAUGAAAAAACUACUUAGUAUAAAUAUGUUAAUGAAGUACAAUCAGACUCUACUGAAAAUUUUAAUAGAGAAGUACGUAGUAAAUCUGAUUACACCACAAUGCCUAUUCAUUUAAGAUAUGAAUAUGAAAUAAAAUUGAAGAAAGCAAAAUUGAAAUAAAUGAUUGAUGAGAAAGACAAGGUGGUUUAAUAGGAAUUGGAUUUAGCAAAAAAAUAUAAUAGUACUGCUGAAUAAUUUGAGCACUUCUUAAGUGAAUAAGAGAACUUCUUGAAAAAGAAACAACAAUUUUAUGAUGCUAAUUUAAAAAAAGAACUAGAAAAAAUACAAGAAAUCGAAUCCCAUUUCUCUUACAAACCAGAAAUUAACUUUCCUCCUCAACCUACAAAAGUAUCUAAAAACAAAGAAUAAGAUGAGAAGUUCAAUGAAAAACUUCAUACCCUUAGAGAAAGACAAUAAAGAUAAAAAAACAUCUACUUUUUUAAAUCUACUUUACCCGAUAUGAGGAGAAAUAUCAAACAAAAGUAUCAUGAAGUAAAUUCUAUUCUUAAUAUGCAAUAGAUUCUCCAUAAGAGUGAAAACUUUGGAGUUUCCGAAGUUUAAUUUCAAACAGAAAGUUGA
Paramecium tetraurelia is the source of this 1269-nucleotide messenger RNA. RefSeq lists its product as uncharacterized. NCBI's taxonomy places the organism in Eukaryota, Ciliophora, Oligohymenophorea, Peniculida, Parameciidae. The transcript has 3 exons. The record is from RefSeq and is a predicted model, not a curated record.